CUUGCUCUCUCAGCACUUUUCUAUGGGUUUUUCACCACCACCACCGCAGCACGCACACAGCGAUCGGUGGCGUAAGGACGGCACAUCCAUGGGAAAACAAAUGAGGAGAACCUACACACAGCCUCAAUGGCAAAAAGUAUUUCGAAACAGUCGCACGGACACAGUGGCGGGCCAAGUCAACUCCUCGGCAUUUCUCAACACCGAGUUUAGUUGUAUGAAAAUUGCCGCGCAUUGCGGUACGGAGAGCGCACGUCAGUCGGAUUCAGGAGUGCUCAAGCUCAGAAGUUUACCAUGGAUUUGCCAAGGAGACCCUGAAGGAGGCGCAAGUGUUCUUAUUAUUUUUCUUUUGCCUUUUCCGCCAACUUUUUGAGUUUUUGCGCUUCGCCAGAAGCAACAGUUUGCAACUUUUUCAACAAGUGUGGAGAGAAAAAAAAAGUGCUGAAAAGCUCCAGUGAAGAGAACCAUCGGAAAAGUGUGCAUUUCUUAAAAGUGGAAUCAGAGAGACUUUUUUUAUCUGUGUUUUACCCAACAAAUUAAACACUGACGUCACCAGUUCUUAAAUCUGUGUUUUCAUGACUCUAAACUUUAUUGACAGUGCGGAGAAGGCACAAAAAGCGAUCUCUCGAUGAUCAUCAGUGACAAACUUCUCCCUCAGACUCUGAAAAAAUGUUAGCACUCAAUUCGAGAGAAAAUGAUUCACGAGGAUUUUCAUCAUCGCCACUCAUUUGGAUAACUCCAAUGUUUCUCUAAUGUGAUUUCUCAAGGAAAAUUUUAUCACUUGGGAACAUUUCAAGGAGAUUCUGUUGAAAGUGCGCGCAACUCAAAACACACAGUGGUUAAUUGCUUAAACUUUUGUGAAGAUAAACCACACAGUUUUUUUUUCAUUUCAUAGACAAUAAAUUGCAGUACAAGUUGUAAAACAUCAGUGUCUUUUUGGAAAGUCGUGUGGAAAAUUGUGUGCUGUGUGCAAAACAGGAAAUUUGUGUGCGCCAAUGGGUUAACUCGGACUUUCCAGCCCUGCCAGUCACAUAAAAAUAUAAAGUCGUGAGGACGAGAGACUCUUCCAGACCGUAAUUUCGAGAAGCAAUCAAUUCGCAACUCUGUGACGGCGUUUUUCGCAAAAAUUCUUCCAUUUGUGACCAGCAGAAGGUGUAAAUUGGACGCGAAGAGAGAACAGGAGUGUUUGCUCACGAGGAGAGACAAUUGCGUGGAAGUGCUCGCAGGCGUUAAACAACGCCUUGUGUCUCAUUCUUCCCAUUUUUCUUCCACCUCUACACAACAAAUAGGCAUACAUUUGUUACACAAAUAGCAAAAUGACGUCCCAAAGAUUUUGUCUCCGAUGGAACAAUCAUCAAACUAAUUUACUAUCAGUCUUCGAUCAACUGCUACACGCUGAAACGUUCACGGAUGUCACGUUGGCGGUCGAAGGACAAUACCUCAAAGCUCACAAGAUGGUGUUAUCGGCGUGCAGUCCCUACUUCCAGGCGCUGUUCGUCAACCACCCCGAGAAGCACCCCAUCGUUAUACUGAAGGACGUGCCGUUCGCCGACAUGAAGAGCCUGCUGGACUUCAUGUACCGGGGAGAGGUGUCUGUUGACCAGGAGCGCCUCACGGCCUUCCUCAGGGUAGCGGAGAGCUUACGGAUAAAGGGUCUCACGGAGGUAAACGACGAGAGGCCCAUGGGACCCGCUCACACACCACCCCCGCCUCAGUUGCACAGAAUCCAUCCCUACUUGGCGCAGCGGAAGCAGCAACAGGGGAUGCUCCUGAGCAAUCCACUGCUGGGUAGCGCGCUCACCAUGCCCAAGCGGAAACGAGGGCGGCCUCGAAAGCUGUCGGGCAGCUCGAACGGCGCCGGAAAUGACUAUGAUGACUACGAGUCGCGAGAUAAUCUCAUUCAAGGCUCGCCUGAACUGCUGGAGGUGAAGAUGGGUACGGACAUGUACUCAAAUUCAGGCAAUGAAGGAUCCGACGACAAUCCCAACCGAGAUGACGCUGAUCAGGACUCCAAUCAAGAAGCAAUGGACACGUCAGAGUCGCAACAGAGCAAGUCAGCGUCUCAUCCCGCCGCGUCGACGUCGAAAGAGCCGAGUCCGCGAAAGGAUCAAGACAACAGUACCUCAGGUGAUCGGUUUGCCGAUGACGGAUCAGACGGCGAUAGUGCAAUGGACGCCACGUUUAUGGAGCCCCAACUGAUGCUGGACGAGUACGAUGAGCCCGUGGAGUUCAAGUACGACCCCAACUCGGCCUCGCCGCCGCCCGCCGGCGAGCAGGGCGCGGCGUCGGGCACGAGAAGCACCACCGUUCAACUGGAGAUGCCAAAGUUGACGCCAAUUCUGCAGCAUCACAUCCUGGCGCCCCAGAAAAACCUACCAAAGCUACAGAAACGUCCAAAAGUGAAGCAGAACGGCAUCUCAGGGGAGCAACAGGGCGGCGCCAGCACGCUGCAGGUGACGAAUGUGUUUGGGAACCUCAACAACAAUGACUUCAUCGACAUCUUCUCCACCAAUCUGUUCACGUCGAGCGGCGCCUCGGCGUCCGCCUCCACGUCGCCGCAGUCCAGCACCACCAUCAAGAUCGAGCCGCAGAUCACGAGCAAUCGCAGCGGGAAGUACAUCAUCGAUGACUCCGAGGGCUCCGUCAGGGAUUUCUGUACCAAAGAGGGCGAUCACGUGUAUCGCUGCAAGGUGUGCUCGCGCGUGUACACGCACAUCAGCAACUUCUGUCGCCACUACGUCACGUCGCACAAGCGCAACGUGAAGGUGUAUCCCUGUCCGUACUGUUUCAAGGAGUUCACGCGGAAGGACAACAUGACGGCGCACGUGAAGAUCAUCCACAAGCUGGAGAACAGCUCCGCCACCGCCGGCGGCGCCGCAGUGUCGGCGACCACGAGCCAGGGCCAGUAGCCUAGCGCGCCUAGGCUGCCGUCGGCCCCGCGACCACGAGUGAAAGAGAAACAAUCAAUCAACCUGUGUACCUUAAAUUACAAGUAGAACUUAUUACAAUUGCUAAGACAACACGAGGAGAAUGUAUGAUUUUCGAGAAUUGGGGAACUAGAGAUAACCUUAGGAGAAGUUGGUUAUUAGUAGAGGAUGUUUAAUCUAACUAAGAAAUAUGGCUGUUGAGUGUGGCAGCGCUUUUCACAUUUUGGGAUGGACACGAGAAAGCAAGAUACUAUACGUUUAGAAGUUUGUUUAUCUAGAGGUUUAUAUGCUAAAAUAAAAAAAAUAUCAUUCCUUCAAAAGGGUAUUUUUCUAGGUAUAGUAAUUUGUGUAAUUAAACAACAUUUAAUUAUUGUGUAAACUAUCGCAAAAACAAACAAGUUAAAGGAUUAUAACUUGAAAUGAUGAGGAUCAAAAUAUUUAGACAAGACAAUAGUGAAAAAUGAGUUUAGAGAUUGUUUAUGAUGCAUAAUUUUAGAAGAAGAAGAAGAACGAGAAAAAAUAUUGAAAACUAAUAUAAAAAAAAUAUAUUCUGUAGAAAUUGAGUACAAUUUGUUAAACACUAGACGUGAAGGAAAAAUAAAACAAGAUAAAAUAAUACCAUUUAAACUUGUUAAAUAAUUUUUAAAGAAAGAAACUUUAUAAACUAAUCAAAUAUGUCCAUGUUCCAUUUAA
Phlebotomus argentipes is the source of this 3617-nucleotide messenger RNA. Its product is annotated as protein tramtrack, beta isoform-like. Gene Ontology annotation, molecular function: protein binding. The coding region runs from base 1314 to 2906 and encodes 530 amino acids. Gene Ontology annotation, biological process: regulation of transcription by RNA polymerase II. The transcript is spliced from 6 exons. The record is from RefSeq and is a predicted model, not a curated record. Gene Ontology annotation, cellular component: nucleus. Lineage: Eukaryota; Metazoa; Arthropoda; Insecta; Diptera; Psychodidae.